AUGUUUCCAACGGCGGACACUGAAGAUAUUUCGCAGGUCACGUCAUUAACAACCAAGUCCAGUGCUGCUAGCGAUGCCCAAAACUCAGUUGAAAAUACUCAAAUCGCCACUCAACCCAGGAAUAGGGAGUUAACCCUCAAUAUGUUAAUUAAAGAAUUGAUCUUUUGCAUAGUCUUGGCUUUAACCACUUAUGGAGCUCUUCACAACACACCACCAAAGAUUUCAAAGCAUCCUCAAGCCAUUCGAUUCUUUAGAUCAGACUCAAUAGUUAGAGAUUGGUAUAGAGGCCAAUUGAGCAGUGUACUUGCCACUGUUAACCAAGCAGACAUUUCAUUUGUAAUGUACUAUGCCCCAUGGGAUGCUGAGUCUCAAUAUGUCAGAGGAGAGUUUGAAAAGGCUGCAUUAGUAUUAAAAGACAGAGUCCUGUUUUCUGCAAUCAACUGUUGGAAUCCAGGAAGCGAAUGUAGACUUCAGAACCAUAAAAUACCGUCAUGGCCUAUACUAAUGGCUUAUACAUCUUUAUCUCGAGGUGUCCUUUACAAAGGUCCCAAAGAUGCACUAAGUAUAGUGAACUUCUUGAAAUUAAUGAUGAAGCCAUUGACAAGAGUAUCAUCAUCAGAAGAUCUAGUUAAUUUACUAUCGUAUUGUGAUGCUGUAGCAGUCGGAUACACACCAUUGACAGAUACAUCAAAAUAUUACAAUGUGUGGUAUACAGUUGCUUUAAAAAUACGCGAAGCAGACACAUUAGGUGAAAUAUGUUUCGCUGCAGUGACGUCAGAGGAGCUAGCCGUUGACCUCGGAGCUGAAAGUGUACCAAAUGCUCGCCUAAUGUUGUGGAAUGACACUAAGGAAUACAUAUCACGUGAUGGAGACAUCCAAGCUUGGAACGAGUCGUCACUAAUGAAUUGGUUAUUAGAGAACUUCUCACAACCAGUACAAAGGAUUAUACCGCUGUGGAAGAAGGCCUUCAGUUUUGAGAGAUACGUAGACGGCAAUCCAAUACUUAUGCUCUUCACUCCUAUGAACCCGUUGUAUGAACAGCUGCCUGCGUAUUCAUUGUUGAGAGAAGUAGCAAUGGAGUAUUACAACUGCAAAAAUAAUGACACUAAUCAGUGGACAUCCGAAUUAGUGAAAUUACAACAAGUUCAAAGAUAUCUUUAUCAAGAGAAGAAUUUUACAAAGUUUUGUCAAGAGUUUAAAUUUAAGAAGCCAAUAAAAAAACACAAGUUUUAUAAGAAAGAGGUUGAGUCACAAAAUAAUAAAUAUCCGUGGUAUAACACUACACAAAGGAAUCAGAAGAGUGGAGUGUUUAAUUUUUUUUUGAAAAGAGGUUUUACUGUAUCUAAAGAUAUGGAGAAUUUAGGGGAUAUUUCGCAGGUGUCGUCUAUGCUCGACUGGCUUCAAGAAUGCAAUUCCAAGACUUCCAAGACAUUACCAGCUGAAAGGAGUUUUUAUGAAUAUUAUGGCCAGUGCCAGACUUUCGAAGAGAGCCUCACUUAUGAACCCGAAGUGCCUACAUUGCCGGAAGAAAUAGAGACAACAAUGCUGCCAUACGAAGACGAUUUAUUAUCAGCCGAAAAUCUGAUACAAGAAGACGUAAAACAGUACUGCAGGACAAUGAAAUUCGCAUACGAAAAUGGACCGCCUAUCUACCCUGGAAGCGCCAAAGACGAAAGACAUAAUAUAAAGCACCUACAAGGUCUCUCAUGUGCACACAACUUUAGUUUACAUAUAAUAGCUGUCGACAGCAUGCGGAACCACCAUUUUGCUGAAUCGUUAGGUAUAGAUAUAAGUAGGAAGAAGGAUAUGACUGCUGUUGUUAUUUUAGAUAGCAAGCAUGAAAGCCAAUACAUAUUGUCAGAAGACUAUAACGCCAAAUCUUUAAGAGAGUUUAUAUAUAACUUUACAAGUAAGAAGUUAAAGCGGUCGUUACGUACACACGUUAACGACGCUGCACACACGCACUACUUUGGCUCGAAAGGGGCCUUGGAGAAAAUGGGGAUCGAUGCGGACUCUGUACAUAUCGCAGACCUCACUACCCGAAUGUUUAGAAAAAUCGUCAGAACUCCAGGCACGAUGACAAUAGUGUGCGUGUGCGGCGGCGCGUGCGGCGCGCUGACGUCCCGCGCGCUGGUGGAGGCGCAGCGCCUGCUGGCCGCCUGCGGCCUGCGCCUGCGUCUGGCGCGCCUCGACGCGCUGCGCCACGACCUGCCCUGGCACUACACCGUGCAGCACUACCCCACGCUGCUGGUGUUCACGCCUCACAGGGAUGGCGAGGCGGACGGCGAGUCGUACCCGGGCGAAGAGCGUGUGACGUCAGCGGGCGUAGUGGCGCUAGCCUUGCGCUCGCUCGCCGUGCCCGAGCACUUGCGGGUUAGACUCGCACUUUGCUCGGCAGUACAGAACUACAAUGAAAAAAAAACCUGCUUAAAUGAUAUGAAAGAGCAUGUGACGAGCGUCAUCGGAAGAAACCUCAAAUACUGGCGACAGUCCGAAAACGAAGAGCUCAAAGAAGCCUUAUUUAAAAGACUGCAACAUUUACACACACUCUCGUUCCACAUAAGUUUAUUCCAUAUAACAGAUCUCAAUAAAAAUUGUGUUAAAAAGACAUCACUCUUAGAUACCUUUAGCGUAUUGUCCAAAAACUGGGAUAUCGACUUAGUGUUAAGAAAAAAUGGCACACAAUCAUUACAAAGGAUUGGCAGUUGA
Molecule: messenger RNA, 2709 nt
Organism: Arctia plantaginis
Lineage: Eukaryota; Metazoa; Arthropoda; Insecta; Lepidoptera; Erebidae
Source: the annotation of a GenBank genome assembly